GACGAGAUCUCUCAGCACACUUCGAAGGUGAAGGCGGAGCUCGCCAUGGUCGAGGCCGCCUGGAAAUCCUUCGAGCGCAACUGCUGGAACGAUUUCAAGAAGCUCUCAGAGGUGUGGGCGGUGCUUGGGUGGAUGUGCAGCUAUUGGCUUACUGGGAAAUGGCCUAGCGUGCGCCACGACCAGAUCCCCUUUUCCAGGUCGCCAUUUCGCGGCGACAAGCUCCGCUCGGCCAGAGCUGGACAAGCCAUGCAGGUGAGGGGUGUAUUGAUCGACUUCAGGGGGGACUGGGCUUGGUACAAGCAA
This is a messenger RNA of Prorocentrum cordatum, 303 nucleotides long. The record is from the annotation of a GenBank genome assembly. NCBI's taxonomy places the organism in Eukaryota, Dinophyceae, Prorocentrales, Prorocentraceae.